AUAAAACAAUGUGAUAUUGUUCAUUUGUGAUAUGGUAAUCUUUCAUUAACAAUUUCUAAAAUCUGUUUCAGAUUAGAAAAUAAAAUCCCAGCAUGCUUUUCCCCCACUGAUACACAUAGAUUUAGAAAGACCAUAUUUUAAAGAUGUCAUAGUACUGCUAAUCAAAACAGUUAAGAGUUUUAGUGUGCAGGAGUUAGGCCAGUAAGUAAUGUUUACAUAAUCCUGAUAAACAUUUCCCCAUGACUGAAUUUUGAGUGGAAAACUUGGUUUCUUAAAAGGCUCCAAGUGGAAGAAAAAAUAUUACAGCCUGUCUUCUUAGUGUGUAUAGUGUGUGUGUGUGUGUGUGUGUGUGUGUGUGUUUAGAUCCAGCUUAAUACCAAGUAAUGCCAACAUCUGGCAGAGAGAUGGAGAUCUGGGAAUUUGUUGCUUGAAACCCUGGGACAAAGUGUUCUGAUCUGACCGGCAAGCAUAGCUGUGGACUUGAACUGAAAUCUUAAGGGGCAGAAAAGUCUUAAGUGUCUGGAAAAUUGGCCUGUUGAGUCACCAUGAAGGCAGUAAAACAAAACUAAUUUUAAGCAUGUCAAAGUUCAGUGAUUCCCUCUGGAAUUCAAACUUUUUUUAAGAGUCUCAUGUGUAAGCGAAAAGGGUCAAAGUUGAUGCACUGUUACAAUGUUUUGAAUGCUUUCCCUUCAGAACAGCCACCCAAGCUGGGAUUAGCAUGAGGAACUGCAAGGCUGGCACUUCAGCGUCUGGGUUAAAAAUAUUUUAAAGCAGUAAAUGCAGUCAGUACAGAGAGAUCCCUGGGAGCCUUUCUAUUCAAAAAUGUGUGAGCUCAGGGCAGCAACUGCAAUGUAAUUUAGGGCAGUGUAUGCUUCAUAGCUUUGGAGAAUAUUGCUUCCCGUUAAUGUUCCAUCGGAGGAUGGUAGGAUAGUAGUAAUUUUAGAAGGUAGUAUUCCUGUUUGUCUUACGUCGAAAACUUCAGAAUAAAUAAAAGGAAACAUCAAUCGAACAAGAAAUGUAACUGUGGAAAUGUACCAAUGAAUCUAAAUUUGAACUGAACAGAUACAAAACCAGCAUGGGUGUAGGAAUAUUUUUAAGGAGGAAGCUGUGGCAAAAGCAACUUCCCAGGGAAUGGACUGAACAGGCUUUUUAACUGGUCCGAGGUGUAGAGACACACUUCAGGAGGAUCCUCAAAAGUCUUGGACAAGCCUCCCCAAAUGCGGCAGGUACUGUGCUGGCCAUUGGUGACCCAAAGAUGAUGAAAAAUACAUUCCUGCCCACAAGGAGUUAGCGAUCUACUGGGCUUUCAUCUUGCUGAUGACAUGAUUCCUAUUUGAAUCUGUUGACAAGAUUCUGAAAGCUGAAGAGAAUUCUGGCACUGCACUGGGUAGGAAAAAGCAUUUCAAGAAAUAGAUAAUAUCAAGGACACUGGGAGUGGAAGAGAUUGGACUGGGAGACCCAACAGGAUGUCUUCCAAGCGACCAGCCUCUCCGUAUGGGGAAGCAGAUGGAGAGGUAGCCAUGGUGACAAGCAGACAGAAAGUGGAAGAAGAGGAGAGUGACGGGCUCCCAGCCUUUCACCUUCCCUUGCAUGUGAGUUUUCCCAACAAGCCUCACUCUGAGGAAUUUCAACCAGUUUCUCUGCUGACGCAAGAGACUUGUGGCCAUAGGACUCCCACUUCUCAGCACAAUACAAUGGAAGUUGAUGGCAAUAAAGUUAUGUCUUCAUUUGCCCCACACAACUCAUCUACCUCACCUCAGAAGGCAGAAGAAGGUGGGCGACAGAGUGGCGAGUCCUUGUCUAGUACAGCCCUGGGAACUCCUGAACGGCGCAAAGGCAGUUUAGCUGAUGUUGUUGACACCUUGAAGCAGAGGAAAAUGGAAGAGCUCAUCAAAAACGAGCCGGAAGAAACCCCCAGUAUUGAAAAGCUACUCUCAAAGGACUGGAAAGACAAGCUUCUUGCGAUGGGAUCGGGGAACUUUGGCGAGAUAAAAGGGACUCCUGAGAGCCUAGCUGAGAAAGAAAGGCAACUCAUGGGUAUGAUCAACCAGCUGACCAGUCUGCGAGAGCAGCUCUUGGCUGCCCACGAUGAGCAGAAGAAACUAGCUGCCUCUCAGAUUGAGAAACAGCGUCAGCAAAUGGAGCUGGCCAAGCAGCAGCAAGAACAGAUUGCAAGACAACAGCAGCAGCUUCUGCAGCAACAACACAAAAUCAAUUUGCUCCAGCAACAGAUCCAGCAGGUUCAAGGUCAGCUGCCGCCAUUAAUGAUUCCCGUAUUCCCUCCUGAUCAACGGACACUGGCUGCAGCUGCCCAGCAAGGAUUCCUCCUCCCUCCAGGCUUCAGCUAUAAGGCUGGAUGUAGUGACCCUUACCCUGUUCAGCUGAUCCCAACUACCAUGGCAGCUGCUGCCGCAGCAACACCAGGCUUAGGCCCACUCCAACUGCAGCAGUUAUAUGCUGCCCAGCUAGCUGCAAUGCAGGUAUCUCCAGGAGGGAAGCUGCCAGGCAUACCCCAAGGCAACCUUGGUGCUGCUGUAUCUCCUACCAGCAUUCACACAGACAAGAGCACAAACAGCCCACCACCCAAAAGCAAGGAUGAAGUGGCACAGCCACUGAACCUAUCAGCUAAACCCAAGACCUCUGAUGGCAAAUCACCCACAUCACCCACCUCUCCCCAUAUGCCAGCUCUGAGAAUAAACAGUGGGGCAGGCCCCCUCAAAGCCUCUGUCCCAGCAGCGUUAGCUAGUCCUUCAGCCAGAGUUAGCACAAUAGGUUACUUAAAUGACCACGAUGCUGUCACCAAGGCAAUCCAAGAAGCUCGGCAAAUGAAGGAACAACUUAGACGGGAACAACAGGUGCUUGAUGGGAAGGUGGCUGUUGUGAAUAGUCUGGGUCUCAAUAACUGCCGAACAGAAAAGGAAAAAACAACACUGGAGAGUCUGACUCAGCAACUGGCAGUUAAACAGAAUGAAGAAGGAAAAUUUAGCCAUGCAAUGAUGGAUUUCAAUCUGAGUGGAGAUUCUGAUGGAAGUGCUGGAGUCUCAGAGUCAAGAAUUUAUAGGGAAUCCAGAGGACGUGGUAGCAAUGAACCCCACAUAAAGCGUCCAAUGAAUGCCUUCAUGGUAUGGGCUAAAGAUGAACGGAGAAAGAUCCUUCAAGCCUUUCCUGACAUGCACAACUCCAACAUCAGCAAGAUAUUGGGAUCUCGCUGGAAAGCUAUGACAAACCUAGAGAAACAGCCAUAUUAUGAGGAGCAAGCCCGUCUCAGCAAGCAGCACCUGGAGAAGUACCCUGACUAUAAGUACAAGCCCAGGCCAAAGCGCACCUGCCUCGUGGAUGGCAAAAAGCUGCGCAUUGGUGAAUACAAGGCAAUCAUGCGCAACAGGCGGCAGGAGAUGCGGCAGUACUUCAAUGUUGGGCAACAAGCACAGAUCCCCAUUGCCACUGCCGGUGUUGUGUACCCUGGAGCCAUCGCCAUGGCUGGCAUGCCCUCCCCUCACCUGCCCUCGGAGCACUCAAGUGUGUCUAGCAGCCCAGAGCCUGGGAUGCCUGUUAUCCAGAGCACUUACGGUGUGAAAGGAGAGGAGCCACAUAUCAAAGAAGAGAUACAGGCCGAGGACAUCAAUGGAGAAAUUUAUGAUGAGUACGAUGAGGAAGAGGAUGAUCCAGAUGUAGAUUAUGGGAGUGACAGUGAAAACCAUAUUGCAGGACAAGCCAACUGAUAAGGGUCAAAAGAUUGUUGUGACCUUAGGACUUAAAGAAGCCCUAACUGGUUCAUCCUUACCAGUGGCCAAGCACAUUAACUUUCUCAUACACUGACUGUUACUUUAACUGUUAGUCUUAAAUAGUUGGGACAUCAGCUGACUAAUAGACCUCAGCCUCAAAAGGCUUGGAAAGAAAAAAAAAUACAACAAGCAGACAACAGUAUCAACAACAAGAGAUUGAAAUAAGCUAUGGGUAAAAUAAUGCCAGUAAUUCAGCUGCUACAUCCAAGCACUGAAGUCUUACCCGUCAACUUUUUUUUUUUUUUAAUAAACUUUAUGGCUGUUUGUUCUACAAUGUUCUAGAAAUUCUCACUCAGGUACACAGUGCCAACAAGUGGCUUGUGAAUGUGUUUUGUUGUUUUGUGCUACAAUUUUUAAAAAGAAAUAAGUUCUGUUUUGUUUUGGGGGGUUUCUGGGUUUUUUCCUUUUCUUUUUCUUUUCUUUCAUUUGUUUUCUUUGUAAUGCACCUGACAGAAAAAAAAGAAAAAUGAAUUUCUCUUUACUUCUCUCCACCUUCUCCAUCUCUAUACAUUAAAGAUGGAAGUCUGUGCAUGAGGGGGAAGAGGGAAAAAGAGCCUGUUUUUAACUUACUUGCUAUCCACCACAAAAUAAGCAAUUAUUUUCUUUAGAGGACUUUCUUUAUCUGUUGCACACCACACUACAUCUUUGAGCAAGUGCCAAAUUUGUACUGAAGUGUUGACCAAGUUCAUUUUUUCCCUUUCCUUUUUCCUGUACCUUCUUAAGUUAGGACAGUGUUAUAUCUUAGACAAUCCCUUAGAAAACCUGAAAUACCAGCAGCUGGUGAGAUUUGACUUUUUUUUUUUUUUUAAUGGAAACUGUAGGUGCUGUUCUCAGGUGAAAAGAGAGAGAGACAUAAGAAAUUUAGAGAAAAAUAUUUUCUGAUCUUGGAUUUUUGUGUGUAUGUAUGUGUGUGAUUAUGGUACUAAUAGGAAUAACGUUGGACCAUUGUGAGUUAAACCCACAUCUGGGGAUGAAAUCCCACAUCCUCCCAAGUGACUGGUCUAGAAAUAAUCUUGACCUUGACUUUGCACUUCAAAUGACAACUUAACCAAGUAUAGGGCUCAGAAAUUAUAUUUUUAAAUGUCUAAUAUGAUUAUUAUUGGAUGGAUCAGGUGGCCCUGUGUAAUAGAGGUGUGCAUGUAUAACAUGGAAGCUACUAGCAAACUGUUCCCAGAUGUCCUUUCUCCCUGGUCAGUUGGUUCUAUUAAUGUUUGCUACUUAGAGAUCUUUGUUUUUCCUGUUGAUAUUUCGAGCAAAACAAUCAUUGUUUUCAUUGAAUAUAUUUGGCCAUUUUUCAGAUGAAUAGAAUUAGCUUAUUUCUUCAACAUUCCAUCCUUUCCUGAUCAGGAAAUGAAACUGAUGAUUUUAUAAGGUAUUUUUCACCCCUCCAUGAAACGAGGUGGAGGCCUUUAGCAUUUCAGAAGUGUGGGCCAUGUGUAGUUCAUGCCAUAAAAAGUAGGAUUUAAUUAAAAGUCAUUGCAGCCCAACAAAAUGGAGCCUGGCUGCACCCAGGGAUCCUUGCCACUGCUCUUCCCUUGCUGUCAGAUGAAUCCACUGAAGUCCAACUUUGGUUCAAGCAGAGUAUUUGUGAAGAGCAACAACUGAAUGUGAUGGGACUGCUUAUGUAGAUCUUGCCAGCCAAACGCCAAGGCAGUUGUAGGGCCUGUACAAAUAAAUGCAAAAUCAUUUCAAGUCAAUUGCCAUUAUUUGUAUUGAAGUAUCAGAUAGUAAAUACUGCAGCUAGUAGCUGGAUGUGCUAUAGUUUCACUCCAGUCAUCAUUUUCCUAUUCCACCCCCACUAAACACCACCCUAAAGUUGGAUUUUUACAUAUAAAUUAAAAGAAGAAACCCUUUUAUUUUUCUCUCUCUCAAAAGACUUGCUCUGGGGUUUUGCUUGGAGGAGCUGAUCAUAUCCUGCAUGUCAGAGAUUUUGUUAUGUUUGUUUUUCCCGUUUUUGAUGACUUUAUUUUCAUUUGAACUGCCUCUUUUUGCUAGUGUUGUAAUAAUGAUGAUGAUGAUAAAAUAAUAAUAAUAGUAAUAAUAAUAAUGGUCAGCUGUUCCCAGAUUAGUAAGUUAUGUAUAAUUUAUUUUAUUUCUCCCCUUCUAUUUUAUUCUGCUCCGAUUUGGAAGUGCAGCCAAUAAGCUGUUAGAUAUUUAAAACAAAUUUCCAUCUCCAAUUCAUAUAUGUAUGUAUAUGUAUAUAUGUGUGUGUGUGCAUAUAAAUAUAUACACAUAUAUACACACAUACACACACACAUUUACCCACACAAUUUUACUUCUCCUUCCAUAAGUUUUCUCCUUUUUAAGAAUGUUGGCCCCAACAAUAUCAGUUCUGAUGUUUAAAACAAAGGAGUGAAUUCAUAGGAGGGUCGUGUUCAAUCUUAAUUAACUUAUGCUCUCAUCACUCAUUUUAGUUAUUUAAUUGCCACAGUCAUCUAGAGCCAAUUUUUUUUUGUUUUAUUUUGUUUUUAAGCACUCUGGAUAAGGAAAAACUAGACACUUGUUUUUAUAUCAUUAUUAUGUACAAUGUGAAAACAGAUUUUUAACAAAUUUGUUCUCUGUCUUUGUUAACAAAUUCCUUCUGAGUUAUGUGGGUUCACCUCUCACGUUUGCUGGAUACUUACUUCACACCAUGUUAUAAAAGAUGCUUUGUUUUCAUUUCAUGACUUUGGGCUACAAGAAUACUUUGUUUUAGCUCCAGGUAGAUGCCAUUGAAGGCAUUCGUGGCUGAAACCAAUUACAACACACCAGUGAAUUGACAACACUUCUGUUUAGUCUUUUUCUGUUUUAUUUUGUUUUAUUUGAAGGGGAAAACAAAUUGUUAAUGGUGACUUUUAACUGCUGAAAUUCAAAAGUUAAUCCUAGCUACGUUUAUAUCCGAGACUAAACUGUGCAUGAACUGAAACAAAAAGCAGGUUCAUAGCCCUGCAUGCUGUUCUCUUGUUCUGAUGGUUAAUUCACUGGAUAUCAAAUUUUCUUUGCCCUAGUUUUCCCCAAAACAAAAGCAAAAACAGUUAUAUUCAUGUUGAAAGUGCUUAGAAAUCACUUGGUAAAAGGUGCUAUGAAUAGCAACUUACUGUGUUACUACAUUGCCUUUUUGACAUUUGGUUGAUUGAUAAUUUUGGUCGAGGAUCCUAAAACCCUGUAUUCUUUUUCUGUGCCCCAUAAUGACCAAAAAAGAUAAAGAAAAUGAGAGUAAGAUCAAAAGUUCAAACAAAAACACAGUCUCCCUCCUCUCUGCUUUCUUACCUACCUGUUCACACUUUAUCUCUUUCCCUUUCUCUCUCUCUUACACACACACAUACAUACACACACACACACACACACUUGCCCCAACACUGACAAAUAAUCUUUCCAGAAUUCUGUUUUUUAUAGUUGUUCUAAUCAGUUUCUCUAAAAAUAGUAAUGUUUUUGUAUGAAUUUAAGAGAACAUCACUGGAGAAAAUAAAGUUACUCAUUUAUAAUUACUAAUAAUAACUUAGUGAUUAAGUUACUACAGUUGGAUAAAAUAUAAAACUAUUCUUCAGUACAUUUGUACCUAAAUUAGUUAAGUCCAUUUUUAAAGUUCAUUUGACAUCUGCAGUUAAGAGUUAACCAUGUAUAAAAUCCCUCCCAAAGAACAUAAUCAUCAUUGUUAAAACCAAAUCCUCUUAUAAAGAACAAAUAUAAAAAAAUUUUCUUUGGUGAAACUAUUUUAUAGUUUUGAUUUCUGGAGUAGAAUUUUACCUUAAUUCAUUUAGAGAAAAUUAACCAUUUUAUGGUCCAACUUCAGAUAUUUUCUUAAUCCAGAAGCUGUGACUAUUCCCAGAAGAAACCUAUUAUGUCACAUUUAAAACAUAAAAAAUAAUUACACUUUCAUUCAUUCUAAUGGGUAAAUUAUUGAAUUGUAAUAAACAACUGUAUAUUUACAAACAGGUUUAUAAGAUAUUUGUCUAUCAAAUUAAUAGUAAAAUAAAACUUACGGGGUCUGCAAGGAAAACUAUGAAGGCCACUUAAAGUGGUUCAGGUAUCUCUUUGUCUUGUAGGGCAUAGCUGUCGGUUUAGCCAGGCUUUUCGAGUAUUUAAUUUUAAAGUUUCCUAUAACUAUCAACUUCCCAGGUUGAAGAUGAUGUGCUGAGUUUCCUACUGAUUGAUUCCUGUCCUCCCCAGUGUUUCUGUCACUGGUUCACUAAAACAGUAUUUAUAUAGCUCCACUGGCUCUAAAGCUCUUAGUCCUUCUAACAUUUUGAAUUUUACAAGUAGAAAUGGAAAAAAAUGUAGAAAAGAGACAAUCAAAUGCCUGGAGCUUAAAACAAAGUAUGUGCAACCUACCAUCUCACUUGAAAUUUAAUAAAAUAAAUAAUUAUGUAAAUAUAACAUAGAGUUAUAGAUUUAUAUUUUGUUCAUAACACAUAGUGUAAUAUAAGUUGUAUAUUUUCAUGUUUUUGGUUUUAUGUUAUCAUUCAUGCCACAAUAAAAAUAAAACAGGAGUUUAUGUGCUCUUAAAAAAAAGAUGUGGGUUGCCACCAACCUGUUUUUCGUUUUUUUAUUUUAUUUUAUUUUUUUGCUUUCUCCUUUUUCAGUAUUACUGCCAUGCAAGGCACCAAUAAAAACAGCAAAUGUGUUCUUUA
Messenger RNA from Callithrix jacchus (white-tufted-ear marmoset), 8395 nucleotides. It is a transcript of the gene SOX5, whose product is annotated as SRY-box transcription factor 5. Gene Ontology annotation, molecular function: RNA polymerase II cis-regulatory region sequence-specific DNA binding; DNA-binding transcription factor activity, RNA polymerase II-specific. Gene Ontology annotation, biological process: cell fate commitment; regulation of transcription by RNA polymerase II; positive regulation of chondrocyte differentiation. Gene Ontology annotation, cellular component: nucleus. NCBI's taxonomy places the organism in Eukaryota, Metazoa, Chordata, Mammalia, Primates, Cebidae. The record is from RefSeq and is a predicted model, not a curated record.